AUGCGAAUUCGGCCUGAUAUUACGAAGCAUACUGUUGCAGCAAGCAAGGAAGUUGCCUUAUCCUUGAGCGGAUGCGGAUUCCUUGGAACUUACCAUAUUGGAGCUGCCGUUUGUCUGUUCCGGCAUGGAAAGAUGCUAAUGUCGAAGGUCAAACGAAUUGGCGGUGCGUCGGCUGGCUCCUUAGUAGCUGCUCUCCUUGUCCUUCACCCUGAGCGCCUGCAUAAAGGCCUAGCAACCUUCUACCAAAUGGCCAUUGAACUUCAUAGCUUACCUAUGGGCGCAUUAACUCCGAAAUAUGUACUACAAGACAGAUUGCUCCAAAUUGUCGAUGAUCAUAUUCCAAAUGACAUCUCACCAGCACAAAAUCGUCUGAUGGUGUCGCUUACUAGCUAUGAGGGAAAACAAAACAAGCUCAUCUCAAAAUUUCACGACAGAACGCAUUUGAUCGAGACAUUGUUGGCAUCUUGCUAUAUUCCGGGAUAUAGUAAUGCUGAUAUUGCGCCAAUUGACCCGGCGCCUUGGAUUUAUCCCAUGACCUUUGAUUUUGGAAAACACCUGAUUUUGGCGAAUGCUCGCAACUUGGUACGCGGCAAGCACGCAUUAUUUCCGCCGCCCCUGGAUCAAUUACGCUCGUAUUAUAAGCAGGGCUUCACAGAUGCGCAUACCUUCUUGAAGGUAAAUAAAUUGACCGACGUGCAGUUGACUGAUGAAUUGCUGGAAGACGGGUAUAUGCCAGAGGAAUUGAAGCAUCUUGAC
Mesorhabditis spiculigera is the source of this 756-nucleotide messenger RNA. NCBI's taxonomy places the organism in Eukaryota, Metazoa, Nematoda, Chromadorea, Rhabditida, Rhabditidae. The record is from the annotation of a GenBank genome assembly.